CCGUCAGGGCGCGGUGACGUGUCGGCGCCACCGCCCGGCCCGGGACGGGGCGGGGCGGGACCGGCGGUACCGACCCGGCCGCGGCCCCGCAGCCCCGUAGCCCCGCCAUGUUCAACGUGGAGAGCCUGGAGCGCGCCGAGCUCGGCGAGAGCCUGCUCACCUGGAUCCAGACAUUCAAUGUUGAGGCACCAUGCCAGACUGUAGAAGAUUUAACGAGUGGGGUUGUGAUGGCCCAGGUUCUUCAAAAAAUAGAUCCAGUUUACUUUGAUGAAAAUUGGCUGAACAGAAUCAAAACAGAAGUAGGAGAUAAUUGGAGGCUAAAGGUGAGCAACCUGAAGAAAAUUCUGAAAGGAAUACUGGAUUACAACCAUGAGAUUCUAGGGCAACAGAUAAAUGACUUCACCCUUCCUGAUGUUAACCUGAUUGGAGAGCAUGCUGAUGCUGCAGAGCUUGGGAGAAUGCUUCAGCUUAUUUUGGGAUGUGCUGUGAAUUGUGAACAGAAGCAAGAAUACAUCCAGACCAUAAUGAUGAUGGAAGAAUCAGUUCAACAUGUUGUCAUGACAGCCAUUCAGGAGUUGAUGAGUAAAGAGUCUCCAGUCUCUGUUGGAAAUGAUGCUUACGUUGACCUUGAUCGGCAGCUGAAGAAAACUACAGAAGAAUUAAAUGAAGCACUUGCAACAAAAGAAGAAAUUGCCCAGAGAUGUCAUGAGUUAGACAUGCAGGUUGCAGCGCUCCAAGAGGAGAAGAGCAGCCUGCUUGCCGAGAACCAGAUUUUGAUGGAACGUUUAAAUCAAUCUGAUUCUAUUGAAGAUCCCAACAGUCCUGCAGGUCGUAGACACCUGCAGCUGCAGACACAAUUAGAACAGCUCCAAGAGGAAACAUUCAGAUUAGAAGCUGCCAAAGAUGACUAUCGAAUACGCUGUGAAGAACUAGAAAAGGAAAUUGCCGAAUUGAGACAACAAACAGAAGAGCUUACUACAUUGGCAGAGGAGGCUCAGUCUCUGAAGGAUGAGAUAGAUGUACUCAGGCAUUCUUCUGAUAAAGUAGCCAAGUUAGAAAGCCAGGUAGAGUCRUACAAAAAGAAAUUGGAGGAUCUGGGUGAUUUGCGGCGGCAAGUGAAGCUUUUAGAAGAGAAGAACACAAUGUACAUGCAAAAUACCGUGAGCCUGGAGGAAGAACUAAGGAAAGCCAAUGCAGCACGCAGUCAGCUGGAAACGUACAAGAGACAGGCAGUUGAACUACAAAACAGGUUAUCUGAAGAAUCCAAGAAAGCUGAUAAAUUAGAUUAUGAAUGCAAACGACUGAAAGAAAAAGUAGACAGCCUCCAAAAAGAAAAAGAUAGAUUAAGAACAGAAAGGGAUUCUUUGAAAGAAACUAUUGAAGAACUUAGAUGUGUACAAGCUCAAGAGGGUCAACUCACCACUACAGGAUUGAUGCCUCUGGGAAGACAAGAGCCUUCAGACAGUUUAGCAGCAGAAAUCGUUACUCCUGAAAUAAAGGAGAAACUCAUUCGCCUUCAGCAUGAGAACAAGAUGUUAAAAUUGAACCAAGAAGGUUCUGACAAUGAGAAGAUUGCCUUGUUGCAGAGCCUUCUUGAUGAUGCAAACUUACGGAAGAAUGAACUGGAGACAGAAAACAGAUUGGUAAAUCAGAGACUWCUGGAAGUACAGUCCCAGGUGGAAGAGCUACAAAAGUCUUUGCAGGAUCAAGGUUCAAAAGCUGAAGAUUCAGUUCUUCUGAAAAAGAAACUUGAAGAACAUCUUGAGAAGCUCCAUGAAGCUAACAAUGAGCUACAGAAGAAACGAGCCAUUAUUGAAGAUUUGGAACCAAGAUGCAACAACAGUUCACUUAAAAUUGAGGAAUUACAAGAAGCUUUACGGAAAAAGGAGGAGGAAAUGAAGCAAAUGGAAGAACGAUACAAGAAGUAUUUGGAAAAGGCCAAAAGUGUCAUCCGCACAUUAGAUCCUAAACAGAACCAGGGUGCUGCUCCUGAGAUUCAGGCGCUGAAAAAUCAGUUGCAGGAGCGAGACAGAAUGUUUCAUUCCCUGGAGAAAGAAUAUGAGAAAACAAAAAGUCAAAGAGAAAUGGAGGAGAAAUUUAUCGUUAGUGCCUGGUACAACAUGGGGAUGACUCUGCAUAAAAAAGCAGCAGAAGACAGACUGGCUAGUACAGGCUCAGGACAGUCCUUCCUGGCUAGACAAAGGCAAGCCACGAGCACAAGGAGAUCUUACCCUGGUCAUGUCCAGCCAGCAACAGCAAGGUAGAGAAGCCUUGCCCCUAGAAAGAAAACUGCCCUGUGAUCCAGGCCACUUCUAUUGCAAGUGACAACAUUCAAGGAAAAUAAACCAGCAUCCUUUCUCUUUCUCCCUUGUAACUGCUAUUACUUUACAGUUCAGGAAGGGAUUUUAUUAUGCUUUCUCAUUGUUCUGUAAUGCCCUUUGCUUGUAUUUUUUGGAGUUCAUUUCUUUCUGCAUUUUCUGAAUGUGCCAAAAUUUUGCGAACAUCUAGAGGAGUGCUGUAUAAUAASAGUCUUACUUGUAUGAAGCCUGGUCUCUUAUGAAAAACCUCAUGUAGACUAUAUGACAGUGUAGAUUUCUUGUCACAGUUGGUACUUUUGUGCCUAUAAGGGUUGUUAUGCUUUAUAAGACUGUUUCUGUUCAAAGGGAAUUAAGCUUUUUAUGUCCUAACCCGUUGCUUCAGAAAAACACUGAAAUCUCAUUACAGAAAUGCAAAGUUAGAUUAUUACAUUAUUGUGAAAUAUAUUUCAUACUAAAAACCUCAGCAAUGCAAAAAAAGAAAGUUUUGGGGUUUUUUUAAUCUCCUGGGUUCAAAGUUUGAUCUUAUGCUUGGCAUGUAGGGAAGCAGGAUUAUUUUUUUCCAGAUUUUUCUUUAUCARCUGGUGUUACCUGUUGCUGGUAGAGAAGAAUAUUUUCAAAUGGUUUAUUCCACUCCUCUUUGUCAAGUGUAUGCUUUAAUGCGUAUUCUAUAAAGGUGGAGAAGUAGAAUGUGCUAAUAGGUUACUCUAUCAUCCAUUUAAAAAGGACAUUUUAAAAUUUCGUAAUUAUGAAUGAACAAUACUUGAUGGAUCAAGGCCCCAGUUAAUAUUAUUCCAAUUGUCAUCCCCUACAUCCCCUACUGGUUUUAAUAUAUUGAUUCAGGGUAUAAUUGUAUCAGUUGCCUUACUAAUGGUACCAGUGCCUUCAGGUGAGUUAAUUGCUGACUUCGUUGGAAACUGGCUGUGAUUUGUUAUACUGCCUUUUUAGUGUGUAGCUGAUUAAUUGUUGUAGCACCUUCAUGUUGAUCAGUGGAUGGAGGCUCCUCCUAUUUAGAUUCUGUUCCUGAAAGUUGUGCUUUUUAUCUGAAUAGUUUAUGCAUUCCUUAUCCUUUUGUCAAAGAAUUGAUGGACACAGAGAACCUGAGUAUUGGCUGCAAAUUUCAUAUACAAACGUCUUGUGAUUUAGUUUUAAACAGUUUUCACUUGAGACUCUUCGGACUUUAAUGCACAUGCAAUUAGUUUAUAAAUUUUUUCUCUCACCUAAUUUUAAUGCCCUACAAGUGAAAACAUUUUUGCAUAAAUCCCUUUAGAGAAACAACAUACUAGCAUUUAUCAAUCAUCUGAAUGUCUCAAUUCACAACUUGGGUAGAAUGAGCAAAGGGUAAUUAAAACAAGCACACCUAGAUUAAAGGUUAAUGAACAGGUGAAUGACAUUUUUAGGUACCAUUUUUUUAUCUUAAAGUACAUCACCUGUUUUAAUUUGGGCUAAGAAAUGCAUUCAUCAUGUGCCUGAAAAAUAUUAUCAGGUCCAGUUACACCCCAUCCCAGAAAAAUAAGUGUUGAAUUCUACACAUAGUUUUGUCUUUUAUUCCUCAUGUUUGGAAAAAAAAUGGUUUCCUAAGAAUUUUCUGUACUUACUCAGUGUAUCACUGGUAUGGUCUGUGCUUGCAAAAAUUAGGGGAGACAUUGCAAGUUUCUUGUGUACAGAACGGUAACAAUGUAAAGGAAGUAAUGGAUAAUUUCUGGAGCUCAGUGAGGUGAUAUACUCAAUCUGCAGUCUCUCAUUGACCUACAAAAUGCUCUGUAUACAAAAUGCUAUCUUUAGUUAUCUAGAUGAUAACUAAAGAUGAUGUUUGUGUGGGACAUCUUCUACUGAUCUUGUUGUGCAAUCAAUUUUAGUAACUUAAUGAACUCUUUACCACAUGCUGUAUGUGAACAGGAGCAAGUAAGAUCAUUCCUGUGAGGGAAUUUGAUGAUCUUGUUUGAGUAUUUUAUAGCAGCCAGAGCAAGAACCUACGAAUACCUAAAAGCUCCAUUUUAAUUUUAAUCUACCUGUCUUUUUCUACUACUGAACUGCCAAGGGCUAUUUGUGAAAGAGAGGGAGGGACCGUAAUGGGAAGUUUUAUCUUUCAAUUUUGUCUAGUAAUUUAAUUCCCCAUUACUGUUAAUUAGGUGCAGGUCUAAAAGAACUUGAACACAAUCAGCACAUUAGGAUGAAAGUAAUUCCUUUUAUUGCAUGAAUAUUUGUUUUACUGUUUUGCCUCCAUAAUUUUGAUGACAGGCUAAUGCCCCUAAGAGUUACAAGAUGAACAGAUGCUGGUUAAAAGCCUUGUCAUGCAUUUACUUUCCAAUCUCUCCUGGCUUCUGCUUCUUGAUGCUUGAUGGCUUUUCUUCUGCCUUGUGAUUCUGUCUUUCCUUUUCCCUCAAGAUAAGACACUGAAGUGSUUUCUGUAGCUCACUUCAAAAAACAGAUAGCAUCAUUAUAUAGCAUCAAAGAGCAGCAUAAGACUCAUACUGAAUCUGACCUUUACUUGUUUUUGUUGCUCAUGGUAAUUGUUAGGCAAGUGAACGAACAAUCAUUCUGUCUUUAGAAUUUACAAACUUGCAGAAAUUCUGGUAUUUCCCAGAAUUUGUGUUGAAUAUAAAAACCUAAAAACAUACUGUGCUCUUACAGAAAUGUGCUUGGUUGCUGUCCAGUUCCAGUAAGUAAUUUGUUCUGUCUUCUAUUAGUAAUUAAGAGGAGUUUAAGUCUUUGGUCUUCAGUGCUUUACUUCUUUAACUUGUUGCAUACAUCCACUGUUAAUCUUUGUGCGUGGAUGAAUACAAGUGGUGAAUAUCAUUAAACCUUCUCUUUCACAAGAACAACUUCUUUGUUCAAAGGGUUCAGCUUCAUCAUUUUCCUUGCUUAUUAGGCAGCUUUGGAAGCAGUGUGUAUUAAGAAACAGAAAGAGCUCAGACCRUGACUCCAGGGAAUAAAUAGAUACGUAGGGGAGCUACCAGUGACUGUUCUCUAUUUGCCUUAUCUUUAGUAAUAAAUAAUAUAAGGAAGAAUCCCAGCCUGUGAAACAGAAUUCUCUCAGUACACUAGACAGUUCUAAGAAAUUUUUAGGAAUACAUUUUUCCCUGAGGCAAUGAAGACUAUUUAUAUCAAAAUUGUAGUGGUAAUUGCUAAGCCAAUACUGUAUCCUGUCCUCUCUGAUACAUUAGAGAGAAAACCCCUACAACUGAGCUUAAAGAGAAAGGGUUCUCCAGGGCAGUGAUAAAACAGCUGAGGAGUUCCUGAGAGUACUUUUCUGGGCACUGUGGUGAGGCUCUGCUCAGAAUAAUCUUUCUGACCAAUUUUAGUUAAUGCCAAUAAAAGGUAACAGAUAAAUGGAAAAAUAAUUUUAUUGUUCAGAGCUGAAGCUUCAUUUCUGAUCUAAAAGGAUGUGUGUGUAGUCCAGCUCAUGUACUUGUGGAGAGUUAAGUUUUUAGCAUMUCUGAUCAGACAUUACAGAAAAAAAAAUAUUCAAGUUGCCUGUUUUCUUGAUAGCAACACAUAACCACUUGGAUCAUGACAGAUACUUUCUAAGUGCUGCUUAAUGAGGUAAUUAGUUUAAAGGUUGUGUGUUCCACCCACAGUGCAAAGGCACAUACAUGGAAUAUCCACCUUUAUGUAUUGCGAAAUGAAAUAAAUAAAUAAUGGCUACAAGAUGCCUUUCAUUCUGCUUGGAAAUAAUCAAAUAGCAGUCCUGUCCUUUUCAAGUGUCACUUGUGUCAGCAGAAAUGCUUCUGCAAGUUUUCUGUGGCUCUCUGUUCUGCAAGGAGCACUGGCAUUUUUGUAUGUGUAUGAAAGAAUUAAUGGUGAAUAUUCCUAUUAUUGCUUUGUUAUGAUCUCAGAUAGUAAGUGGUAUGUGUAAGCUGUUAAGAAAAUUUAGAAGUUUUUGGCAAUUWUAAGGUCCUCCAUAUUUUGACCUACUUGUGUACAAGUAGCUUUCGCUUUUCCUGUCUUCCCUAAUAUAUCAGACUAUACACUUAACAGCUUCCUGAAUGAUUUUAGUGAGUUUAAUAGUCCUAUUGCGUUGACAUUUUCUGUAGAUUUGGUAGUAGGAAGAUAUUUUAAUGUCACCACUUGAUUUUCUUUUUGUUAGUGAUCUGGAGGAAGACUGUCUUGAAUGUGGAUAACGUCACUUUUUCUUGUGAAGCAGAACAGUGUUUCAGUUUUACUUAUUGUAUAGAGAAUUUUUUAUUCUUGCCCAACAGAUUGAAUUUUGCAAGGAUUGAUGAGGGAGGUAUUUUUGCACUCAGUCAGCUAUGCAAUACUGACUUCUUAUGGGUUUUUGCACAUGUGUUUUACAUAGAAUGUGGACUUUGUGUUUUGCAGUAAGAUUGUAUUGAUAAACUUCAAUAUCUCCUAACCAAUUUUAGCAAAAUUUGCAGGCAUUUUGUUCAACUGACAUUGCAUAAAUAAAUAGCUGAAAGAGUUUAUCACCACUUCCAGGUGGCAGAGUUUUUUGGAACAAAUGUCAGAUUCUAGGUAGGAUCCUAGCCAUGCCUCCUGUUUGCCACUUUAAGGGAAUCAAGAACAUAUCCUGGCAUGGCUGAUUGUAUUGCCCUGCUCCUGUGAUCUUUCUUUCCUCUGAAGUGCAGAAAAGUAGCAGAAGCUUGUCAGUGAUUCUGCAGGCUCUAACUAAAAAUAAGGUGUGAUUUCUUCAGUUUGAAAAUGGGGGAGACAGAUGCAAGCAACUARUCAGUACAAAAAUCAGAAGAGCAGUGUACCUCACCAUUUUGCAUUUUGGUGUUCAUUUAAAAACAAGUGAAAAAGAACCUGAGCAUAUUGGGCUAUGUUUUUAUCUUUUUAAUAAAUUUUUUAUUUUAAUUGAUUAAGUAUAACUUGUGUAUAAGACAGAGGCUGUCAUUGUCAGCCACUGCAGCCUCAGACUUCUUGCAUCUGGUUAGGCAAAAGAUUGGAAAUUUUGACUCUGCUGCCAGCUCCGUUGUACCAUUUGGAGAUGCUGAGGAUUUUCAUCCUCUAUUUUUCCUUGACUUUAUUUUUGUGGAUUCAUUAAAAUAUUGGGACAUAAAGUUCAUUUUUAAAAUGCAUCAGCUCAUUGAAUUAGUUAGGGAAUGAAUGUUGAUUGAGAGGCUGUAGAUAACUUGACAAAUCAUACUGUUUCMUGGGGCAUUGAAACAACGCCUGGCAGUAGAGCCAAGACAGCUUCCCAGAUAAAUCGUCGUGGUGUCAGACUGGAGUCAGUGGAUCUGUAGGAACUCAUGCUGACUGCUGUAACUGAAGUCCUCAUCUUUUCAUAGCUGAGGGAUGGUGUUGCUGCUUCRCUGUGGUCCAGAUUCUGCCUUCAUCUUAGGGCCUCACCAAGGUAGUGCAGGACUAUGCUGUAGUGUAUUUCUGCAUCAGUUGGCUUUGAUGGCAAAUCAGGAGUUUGCUGCUGUUACUAUGGGUGUAAAGUUGUUUGGAAAAUUGUGUAUCCUUCAGUCCCCUUGGCAUGUGGUGUCAUUUCCAGACUGAAAGCAGAUUCCAUUUGUCAGAUAAAAAUUCCUUGCUGCUAUGGGUCUCAGAGGCUAUGAGUCUCAGAUGCUGAUCCAUGAAAAUUACUGUUAGUAGAGGGAAAUACAGAUCAGUGCUGACUUUAUUCCUUGCUUUGCCUUUACUAUCAGAUGAGAUUAGACUAUCACAUUUCAGAAAGAGGAAUGUGGUURUUUUAAUCGUUACAAAAGCAGACAUUUGUCAGUACUCUGAAGAACUGUUAACUACUUAGUUUGGCAUGACACAAACCUGAAACAAUGCAAAAGCAAGUAUUUCUACAGGUAUAGAGUAGUUUUUUCUGGAAAUGAAACUUGAAUCCCUAAUGAUUAUGUCUAACUUGAAGAGAAAACUUACAUAAAGGCCAAGUGUUACUGCUAGUGUGCUCAUGUUGUUAGCCUGAUCAUGAAAGUGGAUGGAAUUUUAGGAGAAAAUCCCCAGUGGUGUAAUAUUUGUAUUUAUGGGAUUAUAAAAUAGUUAUAAUGAGACUAUUAGACCUUUGAUUUGGACUUGAAUGUAACAUCUGUUAUAUAAUUUUAAAUAUUGUAAAGCAGAGAUUAUUGUUCACAGCCACAAAAGGUUAGUAAGCUGGAAAYGAAACUUAUUUCCUGGAGGCAUCAGUGGUUUUGAGGGAGAUUUUAAAGCAUUUGUUUAGCAGUAUAAGUCUUAGAAUUUUAAGCAUUACCUUAUAAGGCCACAAUUUAAAAAAUAUGUAGUCUGCUUUGUAUUCUCCCUGUCACUCCUCCCUAGACAGAUUAUCUGCUGCUCUUUCCAAACAUGCUGCAAAUGCAGUGACAGUGAAUUUACUGYUGAGUGAAUUUACGCUCAGAUCUUGCAUCUCUGAUGUCUUCUAAGUGUUGCUGCCUCAACAGGUGGCUUUAAAAUAAAGAAAUUGACAGACAAGUAUUCUUAGAACAUGAUAAAAAUUUCUAGUCUGGAAAGAGCAUUAACAGAUGAGCUUUUACAUCCUUGAAAGAUAAUAGUGUCCUGAGUUUACAAGACCUCUCAAAAGUACUAUUGACUCAAAGAGAAACCUACAGUGUCAUUUCUGUGUAUGUGCAGCAUACACUUGAAGUGCUACUAAGUAGUAAGUUUGAACUAAAUACUAGCCAGGUGAGACUAAAGGACUAGAUUAUAUUCAUUUAUGUACAAUAGAAUAGGUACAUGCUUACAUAGCUUGAACUUUAAUUUUUUUAUAGACUAACUACAGUGUUCUUCGUAUUAAUCCUGAACUGUCUAACUUUAUGCACCAAGCAGUGCCAAGCAAGCUUAAAAGACAAUGAUUGCUCAAAAUAYACCCUCAAGGCCUUUAAAUGUGUUGAACGUGUUGAACUUUUUAUUCCAUUUGAUAUGUGUCUCUUUGUUUCUAUUUGUUUUUCAACUAUGGUUAGUAUUCUGAGGAAAAAAAGCUACAAGACUUGUAGCAUACAUAUUCUUUUUUAUCUGUUUAACCUGGCUUGUCCCAUUACAAGAAGCAUYCUUAGAAUAAUUUUUGACCAGUGCAAUACAAGGGAGAAGGAAGUGGGGAAAGAGGCUCUAAUUUAAGUUUGGUGAAGCCAAUUUGCUCUUUGCAAUAUGAAAACAAAAAUUUAGUGCUGUGUAGGGACUUUUGUGUUACCUGGGGGAAGUAGAAGCACUGUAGCUAUGUCAGUAAAGCAUUGCAUUCCAGUUACCCUGGCCAAGAAAGAGAGUGCAUCAGUGAGGAUGGAGAACUGCCAACCUCUCUGAUUCCCUUCCACAGCAGUGUGGGGUGCUCUCAACUUUUCAGUGGCUCCUACUCAGCUUACUUUAAUAAGAACACUUACCAUUUUCUGGCAAUUCAAACCUGUAUUUGCGUGCAAUGGACAGAACUUGACAGUACAAUGGGCAGUGAUACUGAGCCUCAUGCACACGAUGAGCUCUGAUGGAAUUUAAAUGCCUUCAGUGGUGCUCAGAGCUCAAGACAGUGGUUAUGAUUCUGAUUGUCUUUUAGCGUGUGAACASGUGCAGUGCUGGGUAGGCAUCUUUCACUUUAUCUUGCUUAGGUUCUUUAACAGUUGUACUCACAGACAGCAGGAAUGCCUGAGACUUACUCAUUGCUGUGUAAACUUACUUUCCGUAGCUUUAUUAGCUGAGAAUGGUGCCCUGAAGCAUUUUACUCAGAAGUGUGUAAAGUUUAAUUAUAGCUAAAUUUAGAUGUUGACCAAGACUAUUUUGUUGCUUUUUCCAAUUAUUGGCCUGUAAUUUGAAGAGUUGCUUGGCAAAGAUGUUUUCCCCAUGAAUUUGCACAACUCUUAAAUAGAGGUGGCCUUACUAAACUGCUUUUUAAAAGACCUGUUCUGUUCUCUGUUGUUUUGGGGUUUUUUUUUUCAACAAUAAUAUGUUAUCUGCUUUUUAACUUUCUUCUUUAUUCUUUUAUUUGCAGUGAUGUGGUUGCAUGACCUGCAGCAUUAUUAUAACAGGGACUGUUCAGUGCAUGACUUGCUUUUCUGUCCAGACUGCAUAACCAAAACUUAACCAGUUCUACACUUAAGACUCAUGGCCAUCUGAUUUCAAAGGGGGAUCUACUUGCAGCGAAGCUUACCAUCCUGGGGAGUGGCUUUCCCAUUUCCCACUUCCAUUUACUCUUUCUCUUCACAAAAAGUCUCCUAUGAGGCUAGAAGAGAGGAAAUCCAGUAUUCACAGCUCAACAGGAGGCGUUCUGCAAACUGACAGAGCACUGUCAGCUCUCCAUCUUACUUCCGCCUGUCCACUUCAUUUAAUUCUGAUUAACAGUAUUAACACACAGACUUCCUGCAACAUUUUAAUUUACUGAACUAUAAAAAUCUAGUCUUAAUGAGUUCCUAAAAAAGGCCUUUUGAUAACUGUUAAAAUUUCAAAGCACCUGCACCCUUAAAGGAUCCACUUUGAAUCUUUAAACAAAUAAAGUAAAGCGAAGGAGGUGUUUUACCAGGAGAAAUGACUAAUGAAUUGCUGCUUGGCGAUCCCAUCUUCCUUAGAAAACCAAGCAAGUUUCAUCCGAUAAUCUCCGAGCCAGGCAAACUACCGGGUGGUAUUUUGUUCACAGGCACUGCCUGCUUCCUUCAUAUGUAUAUACACAGUAGUUUGUGGCUGUUGUAUUUUUCUCUCUACAUUUGAGCUGUGUUGUUGGUUUCUUUCAGAAACUUUUUUUCCAAUCUGUGUACAAUUGUUAAAACAAUCUGAGGAAAGACCAUAAAUGGAAAUAAGUAAGAAAGUCAUCUACACUUCCAGUAUUAUGCAGACUGUCCUUGCCAGUUUAUAAUUUGGAUCAUUUAUCUUUCACCUGUACUGUUUUUUUUCCUUCCUUUUUUUCUUUCUCCUGUCACAGUCUUAGCUAUUUAAUUUCCAAUUGCACUAGCUUGGCUGUUUCUUUGUAUUUUGAAGUUUAGCUAUAAGAUUUGCCAUAUGUAGACAGUGUAACUCAAAAUGCUUUGUACUGCCUAUAUUAAUUUAAAAAGCUGCUUAUUUAAUAUUCCUAAAUAUCUGCACAUUUGUACUACUGUAUCUUUGUUUUGUAUUGGACAUCCAGUACUGGCAAGAUUCAGAAGACGAGGGAGUGCUGUAGUGUUGUAAGUUAAAAGGUUUUUUGUAUAGGAGUUAGUACGUGACAAACAGGGAAAGGGGCUUUCAAGCCAUAGGACUUGCUGGAAAAACUGAAAAGUCUGAAUGCUGAGUACCUUAAGCGGUUUGAUUWAAAUCCAGUUUUAGAGAAACCCCACUCUUGCACACCUGGAUCUUAAUCCAGAAAUACUGAUUUCAAAUGAACUCUGCUGCCUCCAGGAAUGGUUUUGCUUAUUUAGGCAGUAGCAGAGCCACCAGCCCUGUUUGCCAUGGGGCCACCACCCGUGCUGAAGAAACAUCGUGUCCACUUGUCACUGCAGUCCCUUCUGGUCACACACACAGUGCCUGCCUCAUCCCUGGUGACAGAGCCGCACCUCAUGCAUGGAGGUGCCCACUUGUGUCUAGUCCUCAGGGAUCCUGAUCCCACAGUGUCCGUGGCCUUGUGCAGAAUGACAUGGAGAAGGGACAGAYGUGUGCCCCGCCACAGGGAGGUGCUCUGCACUGCCUGGCAAGGGCGUGGGUGGGUAGGAAUGGGCUCCAAGCCAGACGGGCAGCAGAGUGAAGGAUAAACAUUAAGAUCCCGGUGAGAACUGUGUGGUGUUUUCCCCUCUGGAUACUCUAUCAGGUACUGUGGCUACCAGGGGCUUGGCUGACAGCUGUCCGUAAAGGCUUCAGAUGGGGAUAUGUCUUUCCUGGUCCACCAGGGCCAGGGACAGUGAAGUCUGACGUGACCUGCAGCCAGGAUCUGGAGUUUGGUGGUUACAAGUCAGGUGCUCUUGCAUUAGAGGCAGCAGCAUUUCAUCAGACUCAGUCCAGCAGAGAGCUGAACAAUUUGUGUCUUUCCAGGUCCUAACCACUGAUCCCUUGUUAUGUGUCAGGGCAAGUGUUACUAGUAAAACUUCUUUUAGUUGGGUGUUAAAGGCAUGGUAUGUUUUUCAUUUACAAGUGCUGCUCCGGCUGGGACCACACCCUGCCCCAGGCCAGGCUGGGUGCAGGAUCCCUGAAAUCAGGGCACUGUGCUGGGCAGGAGGGGAUUGCUUUUUUGUGCACCUGCCUCCACGGGUGUCCCAAAAUUAYGCCGAGCAGUACCUUGUUUCUCCAAAUGGUCUGUGCAGAUUAGAGAUUAAGUAUCAGUUGUUCUUGAGCCUUGAUGACAUUUGUAUGUAAGUGUGUUUAGCUUGACAAAAGUUGUUUGAGUUUACUAAUGCAACAGAGAGAUGCCAGGUGGAGCCAGUAGCUUUCAGCAAGGAGCUGGCUACUUUAAUUAGAUUAGCCUGGCAUCUCUGUCAUGAAGUGGUUGUGAGCUCUCAACUCAGAGCUGAUCUCCAGCAUGUCUCUGAUAUACUAACUUCAUUUGUGCUGCAUAGAAAACUCUCUUAACCUUCUUAAUAGCAGCUUGUUUGACAGUCCUGAAUUAAAUGUUGACCAAUUAUCAAAGUAACUGUUUGUGAAGUUGCCAGUGAUAUAUUUUCUGUAAAAGAAUGAAUUCUUUGAGUGUCAAAACAUUAAUUUCCCAUUUCAGUUCAUCUACAAAAUUGUGUAACUACCAGGUUGUUAUGGUAGCAAUAUUAAUAUACAUACCUGUAUAUAGAUGAYAAAAACCUCAUUAAUGAUAAUUGGAAUUGAAAAGUUUAAUAUUUUUUCCCAGUCAAUACACUAAUGCUUCCAAGGUGAUAGAAGAGUGUACAGUUGUUAAACAAGUUGUAAAUAAACGCUUAUAUAAAACAUAAA
Malurus melanocephalus (red-backed fairy wren) is the source of this 13088-nucleotide messenger RNA. It is a transcript of the gene HOOK3, whose product is annotated as hook microtubule tethering protein 3. The transcript is spliced from 22 exons. The record is from RefSeq and is a predicted model, not a curated record. Gene Ontology annotation, biological process: cytoskeleton-dependent intracellular transport; cytoplasmic microtubule organization. The coding region runs from base 108 to 2264 and encodes 718 amino acids. NCBI's taxonomy places the organism in Eukaryota, Metazoa, Chordata, Aves, Passeriformes, Maluridae. Gene Ontology annotation, cellular component: centrosome; cytoplasm. Gene Ontology annotation, molecular function: dynein light intermediate chain binding; microtubule binding.